UCAUAUCCAAACACAAUUAGAACCAAAUACUACAUUAGUACUAUUUUUACAAAUUGAACUUGUAAUUUUCUUUCUUUCAACCAGAUACAGCCUGAUCGUCUAUUGUCUUUGAAGUUUGAAUUGGCCAAGUGUGGUACCGUGUCAUCAACAGGAAGAGAAUGAGCAGAGGUAUCGACAACAACAAUAGGAGGAAGAAGAAGGCGGAAGACGACGAGGUUGAAGAGCUGCUGCGGGCGGCAGAGGAUGACGUAUUCCUCAAGCUCAGCCUCAAUUCCCAUAUGGCUCGUGGUUCUUCCACCCAAUUCAUCGAUCCAGAUCUCGAUCAACGUUUCCGUGCCCUCAAAUUCAAGCAAACCCCCAAAACCAAAAACCCUAUUCCCCAACAACCAUGUUCAACCUCUACAGCUUCCGAUGUUAACUUGUUUCCCAGAUUUGCAGCUCUCAAAAGCUCCCUUCCCGCUUAUUCUUCUUCGGCUAACCAACAGGCUGCGGAGGAGAAUGAAGAGGAUGACGAUGAAGUUGAGAAGGUGAUUAAGUGGGCCAUUGAUGCUGCUAGGCUUGACCCUUCACCUCCCUCUGACACUGAUGAAGAUGAAAAUAGUGAGGAUGAUGUCAGCUAAGCGGAAAUGAUUUAUGAGUGUGUGUGGUAUUUUUUAUUUUCACCUGGUGUGGUUGCCUCAUAUAUUUGAUACUUACAAAGUCUUUGCAAUGAAUGCAUUCUGUUAUUUCUUCUAAUUGAUGAAUUGUGGCUGGAUGUUUAGAUUUGAAAUUGGUAAGCGCUUGUAUCUAUUGUCAUUCUUAUUGCUAUGCUGAUACUACUUGUUUAUGCUUA
This is a messenger RNA of Nicotiana tabacum (common tobacco), 832 nucleotides long. RefSeq lists its product as uncharacterized. The record is from RefSeq and is a predicted model, not a curated record. Lineage: Eukaryota; Viridiplantae; Streptophyta; Magnoliopsida; Solanales; Solanaceae.